Messenger RNA from Styela clava, 1902 nucleotides. RefSeq lists its product as uncharacterized. Lineage: Eukaryota; Metazoa; Chordata; Ascidiacea; Stolidobranchia; Styelidae. The record is from RefSeq and is a predicted model, not a curated record.
UGACAUAUUUUUUUCUUUUUGUUCAAGUAGUUCCUAAAUGAGCAUAGCGUUGUCAGGUUUUGUUCAAUUAAAUUUUGAUGUUCCGAUAUUUGGUAGUGGUUGAAACAUUUUACUAUGUCUGGUCGUAAAAUUCAAAGUGAUGCAACUGCAGUGCCAAAAAUGUAUACUGGGGGAAAAUCAACUAAACAAUAUGUUGAGGACACGGUAAGAGAAGCUAUGGCUGAAGUUAAUAGGGCAACAGGACAUCUUGGAACUGUUAAUCCUGGAAAAGUUUCGUAUAACACUUCAGGAGGUGGAAGUGCCAUCAACCAAUUCAAUAUUGUGGGAGGUACUAUUGGUCAAGCGGCAAUUGGUAACAGAGGUGACACUGUUUUCAACGAAGAGAAAAAAGUUUUCCAAAAAGGUGCCUCAAACACUAAAUACAACAUUAGUGGAGGAAAUUUCAAUCAAGCAAACAUUGGUGGAACUUCUCACUACAACAACAAAGAGUGUGAAAUUGGAUCUGGUGGUGGUGGUGGUAAAGGAGUUUCAUUGUCAGCUGAAGAUUUGACCCUGAGCAUUUUGGACAAAGGAGUCACAGCUGAGCAGUUUGUCUUGCUCCUUGAAAGGAAAUAUUCCUUGGCGAAUAUUGCUUUUGCGAUGCCCAGUGAUCCAGAACUCAAAAAUCGUAUGGUUGAUGCUCUUCUUGUGAAGUGAUUACAAAAUCAGACUUUUUCUUGUAAAUAGUUAUCAUAGUUUUUUUUUCAAACAUAAAUCAAGCAAUCGUAUGUGCUUUAUCAUCAACAAUGUGUUUUUAUUUUGAAUGAAACUUCAUGUUCAUUUUGAUUUAAAUGUUUCAAAUAUAAUUUUACUUUGUUUAUGCAUGUUUAGUGAUACUGAACAUCAAUCUUUACCACAUAAAUAGAGUCAUACUUCAUGAGAGGAUGAUUUUGGAUGUCAUGAGAAAGAUUAUCUCUAUAAAUAUGUAUAGCUUGCCAGCUGUCUUAACUCUAUCAGUAAUGAUUAAUUCUCUUUGGUCAGGGAUAUGCAAAUACACUUGGGUGUGCGGCAAUUACGACUAUGGUUUUUAUGGAUUUCCAUUGAAAAUAAUCUCAUAAAGACCCCGAUUGCCACAUUGUGCUUCUUAUUAUUAUAUAAAUGUUAGCCUAGCUGUUGAACUAGCUUUUGUAAAUAAACUGUUUUUUAUUCAUAGCUUUUCAUAUUAAGUUUUUGAGCCUCUGGCCCACUCAGAAAAGUAAUUGCCCACCCCUGUCUUUAAUGUUAUCUAAAGAAUGGCAUCACCGUAACUGUCUAAGCUUGAUUGUAUGUAAUGCACAGCUGAAGUCAAUUGAGUACUAUAUUUUAUUGUAUCAUGUACAGAAAAUUAUUAUUUAAUGAAUUUCUUGCAUUAAAUAAAGAACGAGUUGUAACAGAAUGGAGAAUUUGUUUUAUAUGAACUUUCAUGAGUUUUUAUUAUUGCUCUCAUCUUUUAUAAUUGAUCAACAAUCUUGUAUUUUUAUGCAUAGAAUGAUGUAUUCAAAAGUAUAUGUUCCUGUCCUAAAAAAAAUCUCAUCCCAUCUAUAAUUGCUAAAUUCAAAUAAUAAACUAUUUCUAAUAUACAAUAUUUUCUACAUUUAUAAUAGAGUGGAAAAUUUGCAUGGAAUUGUUACAGCACAUAACUUUAUAAAGAUAUUUUUAACUGCUGCGCCUGUGGGCAAUUUUACUAUUGAUUAUGAUAUGUUGUAAAAAAGAAUUAUUAUGGAUUAUUUUAAAAUUCUAGAAAUAACCAUAUCAAACUAAGUAACUAACUAAUACUGAAUGUGUUUGAAUAUUCAAUUUGUUAUGGAAUGAACAUUUACUGUGGAAUAUGUAACUUGGUUGUCUAUAUACAAUUUUUAUUCAUCUUUUUGUAUUAUAAUUAGA